UGUAUUCCGUCAGCAUCAUUCCAUUAAUUGGCUCAGAGAAGCAAAAAUCUGAGAGAAAAUGAAACUCAGAGGGUUCAUUCAUUGCUUUGUCUUUGCAUUUUUCGGAUUGCUUCAGCAAUCCGUACAAGGGCGGCCGUUGCUGACGUCAGCACCCAGGCCCUGGCGUGAUGAUACGGCGUUGUUUGCCCGGUGGUUGGUUUCACAGAGUUCAUGGGGUGUACUCAGCACGAUAUCCGGUGAAUGGGGAGGAGCGCCGUUCGGAAAUGUGGUUUCAUUUAGUGAUGGGUUGCCUGACGAAGGAAAAGGCAUCCCUUACUUCUACUUGACAACCCUUGAUCCAACAGCACGAAAUGCUUUGGAGGACCAGAGGGCUUCCUUCACGUUGAGCGAAUAUAACCUUGGGACUUGUGGCAAGGAAGACCCUGAGGACCCCUCUUGUUCGAAAAUCACGAUUGUGGGAAAGCUACACCAACUUGAGGGUAAUCCUGACGAAGAAGAAUUCGCUCGAACUGCAUUGUUCACAAAGCAUCCUGCAAUGAAGUGGUGGCCUAAAGGUCACGAUUUCCAGAUCUUCAAAUUAGAUGUCGAAAAUAUAUUCUUGAUCAAUUGGUACGGGGGUGCUAAGCCUAUUACUGCAGAACAGUACCUCAAUGCAGAUAUUGACCCUGCAUCCGCUGCACGUUGACUGCAUGAUCAUUGUCCAUCCUAUCAUUGUUUGUGCACAGAGGAACUCGUCGACCCUUCUGCUUGAAGGUAUCGUGUAUAUUGGACAUGCUCCAAGCCAGCUGAUUGGAGGAAAACAUACGAAUAAUCGAACUUUAACUGUGUGUAUAUAUACAUAAUCGUGCAAAAUCUGUGUGCUACAUAUUGAUGUAAAUUACUGUUUCUGAGUAUAUUGUUUGAAACCUGUUUGUGCAGUCACAUUGUAAAUUUAUUUCAAGGGUCUCUCUCUCGAGUGCAUUCUGUUUA
Messenger RNA from Salvia hispanica, 969 nucleotides. RefSeq names its product Pyridoxamine 5'-phosphate oxidase family protein. NCBI's taxonomy places the organism in Eukaryota, Viridiplantae, Streptophyta, Magnoliopsida, Lamiales, Lamiaceae. The record is from RefSeq and is a predicted model, not a curated record.